AUGUUGUCAAAAGAGCCAGACUCUAUGCGCCAGGAUGCUGGCGGAGAUGCACCUAUGCGCCAAGUGGAGUUAUCGCCAAACGACCGUUUCUUCCGAUACUUCCAAGAGGAAGUAGCUAAUUUGGAGGAGAAAAUAGGCCAGCUCCCGACAAUUCCUGUGGCUGGAGGUGUCGAUGCAGCCGACUAUUGCCUGGCUGAUAUUUCACGCUUAUCAAAUGAGGUUAAAGAUGCAUCGUCGUAUAUCCCAAGCUAUGACCAGCGGGUAUAUUCAGAGUCCAUCAAAGCCCUUCAAGAAAAACUCGCAGAGACAAAAGCUGCUAUAGCACCACGCAAGAAAUUCGCAUUCAAGAGGGCUCGUCAACCUACGCCUGUAAGGGCCUCACCUGCCGCGGAACCAGUUCCUCCUCAACUCUCCCAAUCUCCCGCGUUAAGUAACCCCGACACGACAAUGGGAGGAACUCAAACACCAUCCAACGGCCCACCCGUCGUCUCCUUCAAUAACAUCAGUAACUCACAUGUUGCAAUUCCCGAAUCAGCCCCCCUUGAAAAUUCCUCUGCUGUAGCCUCCGACAUCACCCAUUGCGUUCUAGACCUGUCAUCUCCCCCCGAAACAGGCAGAUCGUUCGCCAACUUCACAAUCAAAAAUGUUACAGACAGUCUAUUGAUUUGCGGAAAAGUAGAUGGCGCCGCACAUAUUACUGGAAUCAAAGAUUCGGCGCUAGUGGUAUCCUGCCAACAGUUUAGGAUGCACGAUUGUACUAAUGUUGUAGUCUACUUGAGCUGCGCAAGUAAUCCGAUUAUCGAGGAUUGUCAAGAUAUUCGGUUCAGUGCACUUCCAGACUCUUAUGCGGCUCAAAAUGGUAAGCGGACAGAUAUGUGGUCUCAUGUGGAAGACUUUAAAUGGCUCAAGGCCGAACAGAGUCCCAACUGGAAGAUUUUGGAAGCGGGUGAGGCUGUGCCGGAGGCAGUUUGGGAGACUCUAUCGACUAAGAAGCAUGAGUGGUCGCUGGAUGAAAUUUUGAAAGCGACGAAGCUGCUGAUGCCUAAGUUUGAGCAUUUUUUUGCGCAAGGACUGGAGUCCUUGGGUUAA
Messenger RNA from Arthroderma uncinatum, 1089 nucleotides. RefSeq names its product tubulin-specific chaperone C. The transcript has 4 exons. Gene Ontology annotation, biological process: tubulin complex assembly; post-chaperonin tubulin folding pathway. Gene Ontology annotation, molecular function: tubulin binding. NCBI's taxonomy places the organism in Eukaryota, Fungi, Ascomycota, Eurotiomycetes, Onygenales, Arthrodermataceae. The coding region runs from base 1 to 1089 and encodes 362 amino acids. Gene Ontology annotation, cellular component: cytoplasm. The record is from RefSeq and is a predicted model, not a curated record.